GACAUUCACUGCUUCCAGUAAAUGGUGUAGGGGAGUGAGGGACUGCAGCACGAGACAGAUGCCAGGCUCAAUCCUACCAAACUAGCUAUCAUUUUGCAGCGAUAACUGUAUCAUAAAAAAUACUAUGGGGAACUGCUAUACAGUCGGACCAAAUGAAGCGUUGGUGGUAUCAGGUGGCUGCUGUGGCACAGAUGUCUCCGACUACGUAACUGGAAGCUGGGCCUGGGCAUGGUGGCUCGUCACAGAUAUACAGAGACUGUCUCUGGAGGUUAUGACCAUCCUCUGUCGCUGCGAGGAUAUCGAAACUUCGGAGGGUGUGCCCUUGGAUGUGACAGGGGUCGCUCAGGUGAGGGUCUCGUCUGAAGGAACAAUGCUGAAGUCUGCUUGUGAGCAGUUUCUGGGCAAAUCGGUGAAUGAGAUCCGGAGUGUCGUCUUGCAGACGCUGGAAGGUCACCUUCGCUCCAUCUUGGGUACACUGACCGUGGAGCAGAUCUAUCAGGACCGGGAUCAGUUUGCCAAGCUGGUGCGUGAGGUGGCAGCGCCAGACGUGGGCCGCAUGGGAAUCGAGAUUCUCAGCUUCACCAUAAAGGAUGUGUAUGACAAAGUAGAGUACCUGAGCUCACUGGGAAAGUCCCAGACCGCUGCUGUGCAGAGAGAUGCCGAUAUCGGAGUGGCAGAGGCCGAAAGAGACGCAGGGAUCAGGGAAGCUGAAUGUAAGAAGGAGAUGAUGGAUAUAAAGUUCCAGGCAGAUGCUAAAAUGGCUGAUUCUAAACGAGAACUGGAGAUGCAGAAAGCUGCUUUCAACCAGGAGGUCAACACAAAGAAAGCUGAGGCUCAGCUUGCCUAUGAGCUUCAGGCUGCCAAGGAGCAGCAGAAGAUCCGAUUGGAGGAGAUUGAGAUCGAGGUGGUGCAGAGGAAGAAGCAGAUCACCAUUGAGGAAAAGGAGAUCGACAGAACAGAAAAGGAGCUGAUCGCCACGGUGAAGCGUCCGGCCGAGGCAGAGGCAUACAGGAUGCAGCAGGUGGCCGAAGGACAGAAGAAAAAGAAAGUGCUUACUGCCCAGGCAGAGGCUGAGAAGAUCAGGUGCAUUGGUGAGGCGGAGGCGCUCUCCAUCGAGGCUGUGGGCAAGGCCGAGGCAGAGAAGAUGCGGCUUAAAGCAGAAGCUUACCAGCAGUAUGGAGAUGCGGCUAAGGUUGCCCUGGUCUUGGAGGCUCUGCCUAAGAUUGCUGCCAAAGUGGCAGCGCCGCUGGCCAGGACCAAUGAGAUUGUGAUCCUGAGCGGCGAUGGGAGUCGCGUGUCUGGGGAGGUGAACCGGCUGCUGGCUGAGCUGCCCGUGUCUAUCAAUGCCCUCACUGGAGUGGACCUGACCAAGAUGCCACUCCUGCAGCAGCUGACCAGUGCCCAUGCAUAGACGCGUUGCCAGUCCUCGCUUUAUGCACUCACAUAUGCCUUCUCCAGGAGACACUAGAAAUUACAGUUAUCUCCCAAGA
Molecule: messenger RNA, 1490 nt
Organism: Clupea harengus (Atlantic herring)
Lineage: Eukaryota; Metazoa; Chordata; Actinopteri; Clupeiformes; Clupeidae
Product: flotillin-2a
Biological process (GO): regulation of myoblast differentiation; protein localization to plasma membrane
Cellular component (GO): plasma membrane; flotillin complex; cytoplasmic vesicle
Molecular function (GO): protease binding
Source: RefSeq, a predicted model, not a curated record